This is a messenger RNA of Acanthoscelides obtectus, 7014 nucleotides long. NCBI's taxonomy places the organism in Eukaryota, Metazoa, Arthropoda, Insecta, Coleoptera, Chrysomelidae. The record is from the annotation of a GenBank genome assembly.
AUUCAAUUGUCAUGACUGUCAUUCUGCUGUAAUAAAGGCAUAGAUAAAGGGUUGAUGCAAAGAAUUCGGUGUUGGAGCAGUUUAAUCUGACUAAUCCCAUAAAUAUGCUGUGAGAUGCAUAAGAAAUAUACUAAACAAGAGCUGGCGGAAUAUGAUGAACGAACAGAAAAGAAGUCUAAGAAAAAGCGCAAAGAACAUAGAAAAGAAAAGAAUGAUAAUCAAGUCUUGUUUCUAAAAUAUGAUCCAAGGAAAAUUUUCAGUGCGAAAGUUGAAAGCAAAAGAGAAAAAUCUAGUAAGGAUCGAGAGCCUAUGGAACACGCGAUCAAAAAGAAAAGUGGUGAAACAAAUUCUGAUAAUGUUCAAGACACGAGAAUUAGUAAAAACACAGAUGAAAGAGAAAAACUUUACAAUGAAACAACGCAGGCUUACGAAACAUACCGUAAGUAUAUUCGCAAGUUAGAAAAAGACAACAAAAUAUCAAGCAGCUCACUCAACAUUCCCAAACAAAAGAAAGCUCUUCGUUUACGGAAAGAAAAUACCAUUCACCUGGCGACUCCCAGCCAUGAUAUGCCGAUUUUCAAACCUUUUACGGCAGUGAAAAUCGACGAGAAAAAACAUAAGAGUAAGAAGAAGAAAGGGAUAGAUGCUCCUGAUGAAAAAAAAACCAGAGGGGAGGGUGAUCAGAAGCAUCAAGUUUUGUACUGUCAGAUUGAAACUGAUGCACCGUUCAAACACGGUGAAAGACAAACGUCUGAAGCAAGAGUUGCUUUUACUGAACAUCACAAGAGGCACAGCAGCAAGAGAAAAUCCAGUUCGCAAAGAAUAAAGUCUCAAAAAUCCCAUCGGGAGAAAUCCAGUGCAAAACAUAGAAAACCCCUUGCUUUGGAUGAGUACAUAUUCGAGCCCCAAGAUAAGCCCGAUAAGAAUAAUGUCACGGAACUGUUCGGUAGUAGGGAUGAGAUGCCAGAACGUCGCAAGCAUAAAAGCCACAAGUCCCAUUCAAAUGCUAAAAGUCGGAAGCACAGCAGCACUAACAAAGAUAAGUCUUCGAAGGGAACGGAGGAAAUUAAGAGCUACUUCGAGAAGAUUCAAUCGGCGAUUGAUAAAAAAAUUGACAGUCUGUUAGGACCUAGACAAAAGCAUCCUUCUAACGCACUUAGUUUAGAGAAGGAGGAAAAGCCUCUAUCCAAAAGUAAAGUCAGGCAUAGAUCACCACACAAGAAGCAUCACAGUAGCAGUAGAGGCGCUAGGGAGUUGAGCAGAAAAAAGAGCAUCGUUCAGAGCAUGUCUGACUCAAGGGUUCAUUUGAAGAGCUCAGAUGUAUUGGAAAACAUCGAUAAAGAAGCCAUAAGGUCUUAUAUUACUAACCAUUUGUCGAAAAAGGAGAAAAAUCAGUCACAAGAGCUUAAUAAGAGCUCAGAUAGCAAGAAGUCCAGUAAGAGAAAGUCUCUUGAAUUUAAGGUAGAAGGAGUAGAGCCUCCAAACCUCCAGUCGAAGAAUCCACAGAAAAAACACGUAAACCGAAACCUUGAGUGCAAGACAGUUUCUAUAAUCGGAAUACCAUCAAGUAUCCAAGAUAAAUCUAUCAUGCUGAACAAUACGCAAACAAACACUUCACUGAAGUUUUCAAACAGCGUCGAAGACAUAGUGGAGAAAAAGAAGAAAACGAAAAGAUUCAAGUUGUACUACAAGUAUUCCAUGGAUAGCAGCGCAAUCACUAAUAAUAGUUUGAAUUCAGAAGAGCACAGUGUUGUUAGUGGAAGCUACAGGGAAGUAAUUACUGCAAUAUCAUGGAGCUGUGAUCUUGCUGUUAACUGAUCAGUCAGACCACGAAAUAGCUACAACCGAGCCAAAAUGUGACGUGAUACCUGUCAAGCUCACUUUCCAAAAAACUCAGCCGAAAAAAUCCCAAGAUACCCUUAACAAAUGUCAUCAACACAAGCAUCAACGAAAGGAGAACCUGAUCAAAUUGAACGACAUCAUCGAAGAAAAGCAUGACACGCCGCCUGAACAGCUCAAAAGGCCAUGGCUUAAUCAAGAUGUCCGCUACGAGUUCUUUAGAGCUCUUCACAGCAGCAACUCGGAAUAUGGCCUCAAUACUCUGGAGAAUAAGAAUACCGAUAUAUUUGAAGAUCUGAGUUUGAGCAAGAAUUGGCCUAGCCAGAAGCAGUCAGAAAUAAAGUUCUACGUGAAUAAGCCGAAGAAGACGCAAAUGUAUAGUUGGAAAUACAUGUCAAAAUCAGAUGUAAAUGUGUCUUAUGUUUCAUUAUGUGAUAAAUCGACAAAGAAAAAACCUAAAUUGGAACAAAGACCACGCAACAAACUUAAGGAAGGAUCAAAAGAAAAACGAUCACUGCUUCAUCAUAAAGAAAAGGCCAAUAUUGCAAUUGGUGAUCAACCGACACACAAAAGACAACCAUCAGAUAGGUCAACCAUGAAAGAAAAUGAUACAGAUAUAAGCAUGAAAGAGUAUCUCAAGAAGAUCUACGACAUAUCCAUGGAGAUUAAAAAGAAAUUCUUCGAGAAUGGAGAAUCAGUAUCAUCUUACUGUAAAGACUCGCAAAUGUUUGAUUUGCUCUGUUUGACAGACCCGAGAAAUCUGUUCGCUACUAUAGAAAGUACCUCAAGAACCUCAAAUGUACGUAGAGAAAGAAUUCAACUUUUGCAGAAUUUGUCUUCAAACAUGAACAGGGUACUGCAAGAAUCCAAUAAAGAAAGAGAUAAAAACUUUGAUUCUCACACACAUCGAGAAAAAUUCUCUCAAAUACAAACGGUUUCAACAAAUAAAAUCAGAAGCAUUGUAUCACCUGACGUGAAGUCUCCUGAAAGUGAUGCCCAAAAUGUAUGUUUGGGAUUCCCCAUAGAUACUAGUAGGCUUCAGGUACAAUUACGAGAUUCCAGAGAUUUGUCAUCAAACGUUGCGAUUUCGGACAAUAUCAGCUCAAAAAUACCACAUUCCAAACCAGGAAGUUGCAUGUCCGGAAAAAAUAUAAAAACUCAGACUCUUAAGAUUUCAGAAGUAGGUGUCAGUACCAAAGCAGAGAAAUCUGUAAAUCAAGACGUUCAGACAAGCAAAGGCAAUAUUAUGACGACAAUUGAUGCUGCUAUCGAAACUUACGAUAUCAGUGUUGACAAAGAUCAACCAAAUAGUGAAUACAACAAAUACAUCAAGAAAAUCAUUUCCACAGUAGGAAGUAAAGGUAUAGAUGCUGAAAUGUUGAAAAAAUUCAUUGCUAAAACUGUUCGUAAUGAAAAGAGGUCAUCGAAAGACAAAAGUAAAUUGCAGAAAGUUGGAUCAAACCAAAGAUGCAAGAGCGUAUUUUAUAGGUACAAAAGAAGAAUGAAUAAUCUGAAUGUCAUUUCCAGCCCAAGACCAAUAGAGCAAGUAGGACGUGAAGAAAAUGAGAUGAAAGAACAGAUAAAAGGCUCCAGUCGAUCUUCAGGUCAAAAGAAAUGGUGCCCUGUGGAAACAGUAUACGUUCCCAGAAAAGAUUCAGAACCGAUUCAAGAAGAUGACACUUUGUUACGAGCUUGCAAACAAUACAUAUCUAAGGAGAUAAUAAGUGUCAAUGUACCAGUUAAAAGUUCGAGCACAGUCGUUGAUAAGCAGAGUAAGGGUAGUGAAAGUGAGCAGUUUAUGGCUCAAAGGAUGAUUGAAAUGAGACCUUUAGAAGAUGGUUCUAGUAUAUCUCUGAAGAAACGCUAUAGGUCAACUUCUAGUAUCGAAGUCAUUGUAAAUGACGAUAAUUCGAGUAAGAUGGCAAGUUUAAUCUGCUUGCAAAAAUUCACGAAUGAUGGUGGAUAUACCAUGAGUUCUAGAGAUACCUCACAACUGUCAGAUCGUACUGAACCACGUCCUCAACACAAUACGAUGAUGUUGACAAAACAAUACAAAACAUCUGAUGUCAGCUCCUAUCAAAGACGCAAGAUGUACGAUAAUAUGAUACGUAAAAAGAUGAAGAAAACACAAAAUCAUAACAACCAUUAUGAGCCUCAAGUAUUUGAAGUUAGAUUCAUGAGCUUGGAUAGACAAAGCAAUGGCUUGGAGUUUUUUCCAAACAAAAAAGAAAAAAUGCAUAGCAAAGUGAUAAAUACUAUAAACCGAGUAAGCCAGAUUAAGCAAGGCAUAAUACGAAGUGGAAUAGAAAGCGUCUUUGUGAGUAAAUAUAAGAUUUACGAAUUCUGUCAACAUCUAACAAGAGGACAUUCUACACUGUUCAACGAAACUUAUUUUGGGUGCAAAAGUUGUAGUUAUGACUGGAGCUUGGAUGAUAAUAUCGAUAGCUUGGUGGACUUUUUGAGAAAAUCGAUUUCGCUGUUCUAUAAAUGCGGUUGUAAGGCUGAAAACGUGGACUGCUUGGGGAAAAAAGACAAACUUAUUUAUAAACCAGAUGUAUUUACAGAAGAAGAAACCAUUGCUCGUGAAGAGCUAGAUGGACAUGAUGAGGAAGAUAGGGAAACCAUAUCAUCUAUCCAGAUAGAGGACGGACUAGUCUCAAGGUAUUCAGAUGAGAGCGGCUACACAAGCAUCCAAUCUGAGCAAAGCGCAGAUAGUUUGUUUAAGACUCCCAACAUUGCAGUUUUAAUGUACCCAACAAAUGAGUUGCAGCGAAAACGCUCGAAGUUGUUUCGUAGCAACACCACAUCAGAAACUGAGAUGAUGAAUUACGAUCGGAUGGCGCGACAGUGUCAGGAGUAUGCACACAAGGUGAGAUGGUACGACUCAUCGGGAGGAAAUCAGAGCUUCGAGGAGAUACCUUUGAACGUAUUGCUCGCAAAGCAAAGUUUGGUGAGCGUGGAAAGCUUUGCUAGCAGUAUCAGCAGCUGUCCUCAGCUUCCUGGUAAUGUGAAUGUUAGAGUUGACAAUCGACUUAACCGCAUGGGUAGUGUUGUUAGUAUAAGGCAAGCUUCCAUGGACUCGAUGGAUUCCUAUUUGGAGCCAACGUCCAUCCUGAAUCAAAUCCUAGGAAAAAAAGUGAUACUAAGCAGUACAAAUCUGACCGCUGGCUGUAUAACUCUGGUAGACAAACCUGAAGAAUUCGCAAAACCUUUUUUGAAAACACCGACCACCAAAGAGAAAAAGAAAAUGGUCUUCAAGAACUUCUUCGAUAAUCUACUGGGACUAUAUGAAAAAGAGAUUGCUGUGGGCUAUGCGCUGUCUAAUGAUAACCACUUUUUCGAAAAUGAACUUUUGACUCCGAUAUAUGACGAUCGCAAAGCUUCUGCUUCUGGCAAUGCGACAAAAGCUAAAAAGAAAAAAAGGUUCGGUCACUUCUUUGUGAACAUUUUCCGACCAAAGAGAAUGGUUGUUGAACCAAAGGAAUUUGAGGUUUCGAAAACAAAACCUGAAUGUGGAAAGACAGAGAAAUUGGAAGACGAUCAUCAAAGAAACUUACAGUUUCUGGCAAGAAGCAUCAGAAAAUAUUUUUCGCUUUUAGUUCAAGCAGUUAAAAUGAAUCGAGAUAUUGACGAUGAAAUGAAGAUUUGUGGCUUCUUAAGACUACUAGAUAUGAUUGAAAACGGCCACCUUACAUUCUUCAAGCAACAAAGUCGGCAAAGUGAAAUAGAUUUUGAACAGGAAAUACGCAAUCAAGUGAAGGAAUCAUUUGCUAACGUAUACAUGGUUGCCAAAUUAGCCGCCAGGGAAUCCAACAGAACUUUGACUGGCGAAGAUAUUGAACUGUUAAGAGCUUUGGUAUGCAAGUACCGCAUUGGACUGUUCUCAUCCAUCGAAAUCAUAGCCAAGUCUAUUGGCUGCGGACGCCUGAAGUCAGAAGAUCAACUAAAGUGUAAGUUUUGUGAUGAUGGGAAUAGAUUAUUCCGCGAAUACAGUGAUAGUUAAUCGAGUUAUCAUCAUCAAGAGGAAUCGCAAACAACUCUCCAAUGACAUUGACAUUAGAUAAACGAAGUAGUUCACUUGAGCGCUAUUCUCUGAUGAACAAGCUCAAUAAAUUUUAUUCUCUUGGUUAUCAGAUCUGAGAGACAGACCAGUAUGAUACAACAGCUUAAAUUUAAUACUUUUAAUGUAAUAACAUAACACAUAAACGGUUUCAUUUUUUUAAGCGAAGACCGUGCACCGGAUUGAAGAAGAUCAAGCGAUCAAAUUUGUUUUGAAAUCAUUAGGGAUUGCAAGAAUAAUUUUUAUUUUAAUAGAAAUCAAUGUCCGCCAAAAUAGGUAUGUGACAUUCCGUACAAACACUACUGGUCUAAAUUCAAAAAAUGUAGUACAAUAAAGAAUUACUCUCUGCGGAGGAAGGUGUAUAACAAAUUAAAAUAAUGGGUCAAAUUCGCAAAAAGGAAGGAAUGUGAAUGCAAUCAUACAUCCGGAUCCGGGUGUAACCUGAGGAAACAAAGAUGGAGAGGGAACAACACGACACACGAAGUCACCAGCAAGAGCCAACCUACACAUUGUGGUAUUAUGGCCGAAAUUUUCAAGGCGAAAUCUAACCGCAACCACGCGGCCGGUUUUAGCCAUGUGCAGGUUGGCUCUUGUUGGUGACUUCGUCGUUUUGUUCCCACUUCGUCGUUUUGUUCCCUCUUCAUCUUCGUUUCCUCAAGUUACACUCGUAUCCAGAUCUAUGGGCAUGUGUAGUUGCAUAUGUGCAUUAUUUUGUUUUGUUAUGUAACUUUCUCCGCAAAGAGUAUUCUUUAAUGUACUGAAAGAAGGCAGCCAAGUAAGUCAUUUAUCUUUGAGAAGCGUCCCUCAAUGAAAGCUGUACUGACUGGAACUGUGAGCAUGCUUUUGAUUAUUGUUAUGUAAACAUUCGGAUAUACUUCUUCCAAAUUGUUUUAAAAAAUGUACUGGAUAAGUUGUCUUGCUUUAUUGACAGGUUCUGGUGAACUGGAUUUUAAAAGCUAGAGCUCUUCAUGUAGUUGGAAAGGGUGUAUGUCGCUGUUUUUACCUUACCUAUAAUAUAUUAUAAUACUUGACAAGGUCCUCCUUUUAUAUAGAUUUCAAAAGCAAAUAUUCUCUUGAAGACAUUGAUUCGAGAUCACAGAUACUUGAGAUCAUCA